Molecule: messenger RNA, 1983 nt
Organism: Anopheles bellator
Lineage: Eukaryota; Metazoa; Arthropoda; Insecta; Diptera; Culicidae
Product: zinc finger protein 567-like
Exons: 3
Coding region: 104-1678 (524 amino acids)
Biological process (GO): regulation of DNA-templated transcription
Cellular component (GO): nucleus
Molecular function (GO): RNA polymerase II cis-regulatory region sequence-specific DNA binding; zinc ion binding; DNA-binding transcription factor activity, RNA polymerase II-specific
Source: RefSeq, a predicted model, not a curated record
GUUCUCACUGUGUUUUGAUGUGAAAGUGGACGUACCAACCGCCAAUGAGCUUGCCUCUCGCGUAUGUUGUUUAUUUGGGGUGUUCGGCAGACGAUGCCAUGCCAUGAAGUGCGAAAUUUGCUUAUCGUUAUCGGAGCAAGAGUACUUGAGCAUCUUUGCGGAGGAACAUGUCGGCAAAAGUAUAGCUCCGAUCGUAGCGAAACAUCUGUGGUUUAAGAUUAACCCGACGGACGAACCACAGUUUAUUUGUGGCAAGUGCUGGCUGGCUUUGAAAGAAUUUAACACGUUCUACAAUGGCAUUGAACGGGUGCAGGCGACAGCAUUCGCUUGCCUCACCACCGCCGCCGCCAUAACCAAAACACCGGAAGAAUUUGUCGAGCCCGUUGAACCCGCCUAUGGUACGGAAUUUUUCGAGGUGAAGGUGGAACCGAGUGAGGUGCAAGAUGGGACGGACAAUUCAGGCGAUCAACCAUUGCACAGUGUCUUUGUCAAGUGUGAGGAUUCAGAAGAGCCAGAUCCAACCGCACCGCAGUCGGACGCUGAAGUGCACCAGACCAAUCCAACGCCGUCCACGAUCGAUUCACGGCUUACCGAGGAGGAUGGUACGCGAUCGACCUGGACGAGAAGGAGGGGCAAGAAAACGACGAGCCAAUGUGUGUCCGAAGAUGAUGUGAAGAGCCGCAAAGCAGCUGGCCAGCAGCAGGAGGACGCAGAAUUGUUGAAUUUUUACAAGCGCAUCGUUUGCGAGGUAUGCGACAACCAGCGGAUGAUGAUCGGUGAGCCACAAAUAGAUUACGGCACGUGGCGGGGUCUUCUCAAACACACCAAGACCGUGCACCGCCACGAUAAGAUCUACGUCCAGUGUCCACUGUGCGAGCUAAAGCUGCGCACCAAGCUGACGCUGAUCCAGCACAAGGAUAUGCACGAAAAUCCGGAAAAGUAUCGCUGUGAACUGUGCGCCGGAGUCUACCAGAACAUGAAGGAGCACAUGCAGAACAAGCACCAGGAGCGCCAGUUUUGUUGCGACGUGUGUGGCAAAAAGUUCCCCUUCAAGAAACGGCUCACGGUGCACAUCAAGAAGAUGCACGUGGAAAAGGACAUUAUUUGUGAUCAGUGCCAGAAACCAUUUACAAAGUACACGAUUGAGGACCACAGGAAGUCGGUGCACACGGCACGGUUCGUGUGUGAGCACUGCCCAAAAACGUUCAACAGUCGCUUUCGGUUGCGCCAACAUAUGGAAGAGCAUGAUGAAAGCUUGCGAAACUCCACUGCGGUACCGUGCGCCGUGUGUGGCCAGGUGAUGCGCGAUAAGUACAUCCUUAGCCGACACGUUAAACUUAUGCACACGGUGCAACCGACCGUGAGUUGUGGUACUUGCGGGAAGACGUUCAAGUGCAAGCGAAACCUGUCUGUGCACAUGGCCAACGUUUGUCUUGAACCGACCCGCCUUUACCCGUGCACCAUCUGUGGUAGACAGUUUCGGCGGAAAAAUAAGCUCAAAGAACACAUGUCCACGCACACUGGUAAACCGCUCUACAUGUGCUCCUUUUGUCCGGAAACGUUCCGCCAGGACACUCAUCUGUAUUACCACCGAAAAAAUGCCCAUCACGAAAAAUGGCUCGAAAUGCAACAGCAGCGCAAAGAAGGUGUACGGUUCAAGUUGACGGAACUGGCGUAAAACGCCGGAGCACCAGGACCGCAGACCAGGAAUUGAUGGUUGGUCCGUUAUGGUAAGUCCUAGGCAGUGUUCGGGAUCAGUGCAACCGGCUGGAAUAAUUUUAAAUUUCCUUUGUAUAAAUGCGUGUUAGGCUACACACGGGGUUAUGCUACCAGCGCCACACCAUAGCCGUAUUGGUUGUAGGGUCCCAAGUAUAGUCACCCGUUUUCAAAUAAGCUUUCGAUCCUUCGCGGCGCCCCCGAGUGGCUUAAGUUUAGGUUUGAACAACGCGUAAUGAAAUCUGAACGCAAAUAAAAAGCGUAGAA